GUGUGCGGCCACUGAUGACGAACAACGCAGAACCGUCCCUAAACCAGUGCUAUGCUUCACCAUUUAAAACCAAGAAAAUGUUUUUAGAACCCGAUCGCUGGAUUCGGUUGUAACUUCCUGCGUGGAAAAUGGCGGCUUUUAUCGUAAGCUCACCCCUCGGUGAGGAUCAAAGGCACGGAGCACAGCUACAACCCGGUGCUGUGCCAGGACGAGACGUGCUCGGCCAAGGCCAAGGGCAGCCACAUGCACUGCCCUUUCUGCAGCAUCGCCGAGGCCUACCAGGACCCCGUCAUCCUGCGGGCCCACUACCGCGUCAAGCACGUCGACAAGGGCAUCGAUUUCGCAGGCCUGAAGGUGCUGCGAUGCUGCAACCAUUGUGAGAUUGUAGGCACCAUCAAAGGGGAGAAGAAAUUCAAGGGGGCCCACUGGCACUGCUACCGCUGCCGAAACGGCUUCAACCGGCGCGACGAGGCCAUCAAACACUACAAAACCCACUUCCGCAACCCGCACACCACCUUCCAGAUACAGAUCACCCAGGAAGUGAACAGCAGGCAGUACUACGAGCAGAGUGCAGAGGCUCACCCUAAGGCCUACAGUGGACUGGCUGUGAGCGCCGGCUCUAAUGGGGACUACAGCACCAUAGGGCCUUUGCUGUCCCAGACCGUCAUCACCACGGCAACCAGCACCGACACCCUCCUCACCGAAGUGUCCAAGGACAGCAGCGUGAACAAUGGGAUUGCAGUGGGUGCCGAGGAGACCGUGGGGCUAUCACAGCAGGCCACGGGGCAGCAGACGCUUGUCCUUAUGGACCCUGAUGGGGAGACUGGUAGCCUGAUAUAUGACACAACAGCCAGCAUCAUUACUGAUCAGGGUGGUGAAAGCCUGGACCAGAGCCUGAUGCUGGAGAAGCAGAUCCUGGAGCUCCACCAGCAGAACCAGGCACUCCGGGCCGACAAGGAGGCCACGGAGAAGAAGCUGCAGGCCGAGAUCCAGCGCCUCAAAGACCAUGUGGCCAGCCUGGUGCAAGCCAAUGUCAAGAUGUUUGAGGAGCUGCAGCUGUACCGCACUGCAGAUGGCAGUGAGCAGAGGAUCAAGAAGCUUGUUGAGAGUCUGGAGGCUCAGCACCGCGAGCUGCUGCAGACCCAGUUGGCCACACUAAGGAAGGAGCUGCUGAACCGAGCUGGCGCGCUUCCCAUCAACGGCCACACGGAGGUGCUGCAGCUCAGCCUGCCCCAGGAGGGCGAGGAGGCAGAGGGGGUGGAGGGGGCGGGGACCAUGAGCAUCUCCUUCCUGAGUGAGGAUCAGAGCAGUGGGCAGGAGGGGGGCGAUGGGCCCGCCCUUGCAGGACUGGAGAUCAUGGAGGUGCAGCUGGAGUCCAAUCAGACGGAAUCCGAAAUCAAGAUGGAGAGCCCCAUUCCUGUUCAGGUCCCCGCUGCCACAGCCGCGGCUCCCAUCUAUCCUGUUGAGGUGCUGGAAGGGGAGCAGGCUGUGCUGUCGCCCGCGAAACGGCCCUCUGAGGGGGAGCCCGAGGGGACGGGAAAAACCAAACUUCAGCGCACCACCUGAAAAGAUGGACCCAAUCUGCGCCCCUUGCCCCCCCCCCCCCGCGCUCUCUCUGGCCUGCCUGCCCAGGGUGGCCCAAAAGCUUUGCAGAGACAUUUCAGAAACAUUGCAGUGCUGGCUCAUGAGCGCACACCAUGGAAGCAGAGUGCAGAGCAGCUGUAAGGGAAACAUUCUGUGUAGAGUUAUGAGCCACACUGAGUAUCCAUUUCCAGCUGUUACACCUGUCACCCACUGCUCACAGGACCCUUUUUAUAUCUACAAUCUUUGAUUUUGGAAGCGUUGUCACUCUCACUGGGUGAAAAACACUACCUGGACCAGAACAAAACCUAUUUAUGUUAUUUUAUAUGUAUUUUAUAAUGACUCUUAUAGUAUUCGGGUACUGUCUUUAAGCUCUUCCUUUCACCCCAGUGAAUCAUAAAACAUGACCACCCAUCUGUGGAAGAUUCUUGCGGAACUACAUCCAUUGUAGUGAACUAAAUACACAUUGCACAUAUCAUUUCUGCCACUGACCACAGUCAAACCAUGGGAGUAAGACAGAAUUUUGGAGAAAGGAAAAUGUUCCCUCAAUAUUCAGAAGUCCUCUCAUCACUGCUUGCAGUAACCUGCUGUGCAGAAGUCUUGUAUAUUAUACUGUGUUGCUUACAGAUAUAAGACUUUAUUUCUGUAUAUUUCUGUACAUUGUAGCAUCUUAAUCUCUUUUACUUAACUGAGGUGUUCUUACCUCAGUAAGCCCAAAUUUCAGGGGUGACUUUGGAACUGUUGAUGCUUUCACAGUAACACAUGAGCCCUCUGCCAGCACUGCUGUGCAUUUGAUGUUUUCUCUCUAGUUCUGAAUAUUACCAUCUAUAAGCAUUACUUGUCCUUUAUAGACAGCUUUUCAGGGCUUUGGCCUUGGAUUUGUCAGUUGAUCAUGUUUGUGCUUGUCCGUUAUGCUUCAGAUAUGACACUGAGUGAUGCAAACUAUUCCACUUAAUGUUUCUUCUUUCUGCAGUCACAAAAAAAAAUAUUCAUCCUGCGGUUGAUGUAAGCUGAUGGAUACCUCCAUGUAUUGGACCUCCUGGGUGUGUCUGAGACUUUUGCACAGCAGUGUCCCUGUUUAGAUGCAGACCGUAAUGAGCAAUCAGUGAAUCUACCUGGUCUCCCAAGCACUGACAUGUGUGUGUUUUGUAAGAACCACGGCUGUUGGGAUCUUCUCAUUUCAAAUAUAAUACCGCUGUAGAAAUGCACCUUAAAGUGUGUUUGUGG
Molecule: messenger RNA, 2808 nt
Organism: Megalops cyprinoides (Indo-Pacific tarpon)
Lineage: Eukaryota; Metazoa; Chordata; Actinopteri; Elopiformes; Megalopidae
Exons: 8
Coding region: 244-1566 (440 amino acids)
Source: RefSeq, a predicted model, not a curated record